Molecule: messenger RNA, 3467 nt
Organism: Manacus vitellinus (golden-collared manakin)
Lineage: Eukaryota; Metazoa; Chordata; Aves; Passeriformes; Pipridae
Gene: P2RX5
Product: purinergic receptor P2X 5
Exons: 12
Coding region: 50-1393 (447 amino acids)
Biological process (GO): response to ATP; monoatomic cation transmembrane transport
Cellular component (GO): plasma membrane; nuclear inner membrane
Molecular function (GO): ATP binding; purinergic nucleotide receptor activity; extracellularly ATP-gated monoatomic cation channel activity
Source: RefSeq, a predicted model, not a curated record
GAGAGCUGCGAGCGCUGCUCCAGCCUCCGGAGCGCGGCCAGCCGGGACCAUGGGGCAGGUGGCUUGGAAGGCUUUAUUCCUGUCGCUUUUUGACUAUAAAACGGAGAAAUACGUCAUUGCCAAGAACAAGAAGGUGGGGAUCCUCUACCGAGUGGUGCAGCUCUCCGUGCUGGCUUACCUGGUGGGGUGGGUGUUUGUUGUCAAGAAAGGCUACCAGGACACAGACACAUCUCUCCAGAGCUCUGUCAUCACCAAGCUGAAAGGGGUGGCCUUCACCAACACCUCGGAGCUGGGGGAGAGGCUGUGGGAUGUCGCAGACUACGUCAUCCCUCCACAGGGUGAAAGCGUCUUCUUUGUCAUGACGAAUCUGAUCGUGACCCCAAACCAGAGACAAGCCACCUGUCCUGAGAGUGCCAGCAUUCCCGAUGCCCUGUGUCACAAGGACGAGGACUGCCUGGAAGGGGAAGCAGUGGUGGCUGGCAAUGGGGUUAAGACUGGCCGUUGUUUGAAAGACAGGGACAGCACCAGAGGGACUUGUGAGAUACUGGCCUGGUGCCCAGUGGAGAAAAGAUCCAAGCCCAAGAAACCACUUCUUGGCAGUGCAGAAAACUUCACUGUUUACAUCAAGAACUCGAUUCGCUUCCCCAAGUUUAAGUUCUCCAAGAUGAACGUGCUGGCAACUGACAAUGAGUCCUACCUGAAGACCUGCCGCUACAGCGCCGAGCACCCCUACUGCCCCAUCUUCGUGCUGGGGAACAUCGUCCGCUGGGCCGGGGGCGACUUCCAGGAAAUGGCCUUGGGGGGUGGUGUGAUAGGAAUUCAGAUUGAAUGGAACUGUGAUCUUGAUAAAGCCCCUUCUGAAUGUAAUCCUCACUAUUCUUUUAGCCGGCUGGAUAACAAGUCUGCAGAAACGUCCAUCUCUUCUGGGUACAACUUCAGGUUUGCCAAAUAUUACCGGGAUGCUGAGGGGGUCGACUACCGGACGCUCAUCAAAGCCUACGGAAUCCGCUUCGAUGUGAUGGUGAAUGGCAAGGCAGGGAAAUUUAACAUCAUUCCCACCGUUAUCAACAUCAGUUCGGGGCUGGCGCUCAUGGGAGCAGGAGCCUUCUUUUGUGACCUGGUGUUGCUGUAUCUGAUUAAGAAGAGUAACUUCUAUCGAGGCAAAAAGUACGAGGAAGUGAAUCCAAUUCCAGGAAGUCAUUGUCUAGUCCGACACCGAAUGGGAAUCAGAGCCCAGACCAGCUGGGUGGGCUCUAAGCACAGUGGUGGCUCUGCCAGCUGGACUUGUGCUCCAGGAAAACCACACAGGUGUGAAACCACACCAGCACUGGGAGGUGGAGAUCAGGGAUACUGUCUGUUACCAGGAUUCCCAGAGGAAAAAAAUGUCCUAUAAAGACUGCCUUUCUUCCCUGAGAUUUCCCUGGUAUCCUGAGCUUGCAACAGUGUGUCAUCACUAUGGAUUUAUAAAAGGAUUUUAUAAAAGGACAAGGAAGGCACCAAAUGAAUGUUUUUAUAUCCACUGAUAGAUAUAUCUGUACCUACACCAAUAGCCAGUGUUGUCCUGUGGCUGUGCUUUGAUUCCAUCUGUGGAAGAGCCAUGAUGGGAACCACCAGUGGCACUUUGAGAAGGGCUGAGGCUGAGAUCCAACCUGUCUCCUGCUCCGCUGCCUUCCAGCUCCUGCCUGUGUGACGUGCGUGGUCAGGCGUGAAGCAGCAGGACUGCUCAGGUGCAGGGAAAUGUGGAAUUUGAACAGCUCUCAGAGCUGGGGAAGGGGCUGUUGUCCUGCAGGGGCUGUGGCAGGGUGGGACAGUCACUCCCAUGGGGGUGUUGUAACCAUUAGGGCUGAAAACGGUGCUUCUCCAGGAAAAGCCUUCCCAAGGUGCUCCGCUCGUCUCAGGAACAGCAGGAGCAGGUCCUGCCCAGCUCUGCACGGACAACCAUGGCUGGGGCCCAGCUGCCUCACCUGCUGCCCCAUCCCUGCUCCCAGCUGGCUCAGAGAACCAACAUUUCAGAGCCCAGGGCAGGGAAGAGCAGCAAGGCAGGGACAGGCAGUUUUGGGGUUCACAGUGAGAGAAACGGGGGUUAAUGCGCUGAAAAGCAACACGGCCCUGGGAGCACCUGCACAGGGGUGGGUUUAAGUUCUGCCUCCUUUGUUCAGUGCCUGGUUUCAUUUGCUCUGUAUUGUCCUUCCUGCAUCACUUACCAAUUGCUCGUGGUGGGCAGGUCUGGAUGGGACACUUAAAGCUUCUGUGUUUCUCAUAGUACCCUGAACUGCACUGCAGAUGGAAAAGGGGAGCUUUGCCAGGCUACCCCAAAUCCACCAACAGCAGGGAGAUUUAAAGACAUCUGUGCUACUUCAGUGCUCUGGUAACUUCCAGGAAAUACAAGUGCUUCUUUGUUUCUCAGCAGAGAAAUCAGUCUCACUGCAGCCCAUUUUGUCAGUUUAUGCUCGCAUGGAGAUGUAACUAAUUUCUGAAAAGGGCUUAUGGAACAUCAUUGUUUAAACUUUGCAUUUUGUUGAGCUGACAGGAACUGACUCACCAGCUCCUGAAGACAGCAGUGAAUCAAUAUUUCUGCCUCAUUUAGAGCUUGCACAGCAUGGCUGAGCAGAGUUCUGGAAGUGCUGACAGUCACCACUUACUGGGAGUCCUUGUGAUAAUUGAUUGAAUGUUUCUGUGCACUCUCUGAAUACCAAGAUUUAAGGGCUCCUGCUGCAGUGUCCUUACACAUUUCUGGACAGAGGGAAGGUGGCCUUCAGGGAGCUGCUGCCAUUGAGUGUCUGCACAAAUGGCACCAGCAGCUGCACCCACCUCUGCUUUCACUUCUUUGAAGCAGUUGUUCUGAGGUACAGGUUGAUUCUAAAUUAAAAUUCACAUGUUAGCAGUGUCAAACUCUGAAUCCAGUCAUUGAUAGUAACCCCACCCAGCCUAGUUCACUCCCUCUGCUUCUGUGUAUUGAGCCAAAAAUGUAGCUAGAAAAUAGAACUAAGCAGGUAAGGACUAAGGAGGUAAUUUAGGAUAAGCUGUGUACCUCUGACUUCAUCCAAAACCUCCUCUCUUCGUGCCAGAAGCCUCUUCUCUAGGCAAACACCACUCACCAUGUGUGUAACUGCACUACUCAGGCCUUUUAGUGUUACCAAUACAGCAGCCCAGGCUUUUGACUGUCAGGGGUUAACUCUAGUUGAGUAAUUUUCAGAUGGUGAAAUACAUGGUGAACCCCACAUGUGGCAUCAAGCCCAGGUACAACCCAUGGAGACCAAGUUGCUCAUCACAACAUGCAGAGCUGACUGUGCUCUGCUGAAACCACUGUUUUAACUUGACAAAACAACCUCCUCUUGUCAGAGGACCAAAGCUAUUUCCUGAAUUUAAGUCCUCGGGCCUCCAAAAUUCCCCAGAACGUUUCCCUUCUUUCUACUGUUUAACACAAUUCCCACAACCCUUGCUGUUAAUAAAACAUAACCAGAUUC